This is a messenger RNA of Mucor mucedo, 2815 nucleotides long. Its product is annotated as chitin synthase 2. The transcript is spliced from 4 exons. The coding region runs from base 91 to 2676 and encodes 861 amino acids. Lineage: Eukaryota; Fungi; Mucoromycota; Mucoromycetes; Mucorales; Mucoraceae. The record is from RefSeq and is a predicted model, not a curated record. Gene Ontology annotation, cellular component: cell septum; cell periphery. Gene Ontology annotation, molecular function: chitin synthase activity.
AAGAAAUGAGUCUUAUUUAUAUAAUUAAACCAAUCUUCCUUUUCUUUCUUUCUUUUUCACUUUUUUUAGACCAGAAAAUAAAUCAGGAAUAUGUAUCAACCUCCACCAGGUCAAAAGUCGGAACACGACCAAUUCCCACUUCAAGAUACUCAGUUUUCUCAUCAACCAGCUGUAACUCGUUCACCUUUUGAUGAUGACAACUACCCAGCAGAUCAACAUAUGCCACAGUACGAUCAUCAACCUCUCUUAGAUUCUGGGGUUGGGCCAAACCUCCCAUACCCACCCGUUAAUAACAGUUAUCCUCCCUCCAGCCCCGGAGCUUCACCCUAUCCUCAGUAUAACUCAAACUCUCCCGUUGGUGGUCCCCCCACUUAUUUCACACCACCUUCACCAAACAUGCAUUACGGUGAAGCCCCUAGACGUCAACCUCGUCGUUAUAAGACCACUCGACAAGUUAAGUUGACAAAAGGUAAUUUGGUUUUGGAUUGUCCUGUUCCCACCAGUUAUCUGAAGGAUGUACCAUUGAAGGAAGGAAAAGAGUUCACUCACAUGCGUUAUACUGCCGCUACGUGUGAUCCCAAAGAUUUCGUUGGAGAAGGUUACACUCUUCGUCAACAAAUGCUUGGCCGUAAAACUGAAUUAUUUAUCGUCUUGACUAUGUAUAACGAAGAUGAAGUUUUAUUUGCACGUACUAUGCAUGGUGUAAUGAAAAAUAUUGCUCAUCUUUGCUCCCGUGAUCGUUCCAGUACUUGGGGUCCUGCCUCUGGUGGACCAGGAUGGCAUAAAGUUACUGUUUGUAUCGUUUCGGAUGGUCGUAACAAGGUCAAUCCUCGUACAUUGUCAUUAUUAGCAUUAUUAGGUGUCUACCAAGAAGGUGUCGCCAAAAAUGUUGUGCAUGGUAAACCUGUUACGGCUCAUAUUUACGAAUAUACCACACAAAUUUCUGUCGAUCCUGACAUGGAAGUGAAAAAGGCCGGUUCAAAGAAUGUCGUACCUUGUCAGCUUUUAUUCUGUUUAAAGGAAAAGAAUCAGAAGAAAAUUAACUCUCACCGUUGGUUUUUCCAAGCAUUUGGUCCUGUCGUGAAUCCUCAUAUUUGUGUAUUGAUUGAUGUUGGUACCAGACCAGGUGGUACAUCUAUUUAUCAUCUUUGGAAAGCUUUUGAUAUCAAUUCCAACAUUGCCGGUGCUUGUGGUGAAAUUCGUGCUAUGGCUGGUACUGCCGGUGUUGCUCUUUUAAACCCUUUAGUCGCUGCUCAAAAUUUUGAAUACAAAAUGUCCAAUAUUUUGGAUAAGCCUCUCGAAUCCGUCUUCGGUUAUAUUUCUGUUUUACCUGGUGCAUUUUCAGCCUAUCGUUUCCAAGCCCUUCAAAAUGAUGUUGAUGGUCAUGGUCCUCUUGAAAAAUAUUUCUUGGGUGAAACUCAGCACGGUGGUGACGCUGAUAUCUUUACAGCAAAUAUGUAUUUAGCUGAAGAUCGUAUCUUAUGUUAUGAGCUGGUGGCUAAGAAAAAAGCACAUUGGGUUUUACAUUAUGUGUCUAGUUCGUACGGUGAAACUGAUGUUCCUGAUAAAGUCGAUGAAUUUAUUUCUCAACGUAGACGUUGGUUAAAUGGCUCUUUCUUUGCUGGUAUUUAUGCGCUUUAUCAUUGGCGAAAGGUUUGGGAUUCUGAUCAUUCUUUUAUUCGUAAAAUGAUGUUCAUGUUCGAGGAUGUUUACAACACUUAUAAUCUCAUCUUUUCUUGGUUUGCUUUGGGAAAUUUUUAUCUUACUUUCUAUAUUUUGACUCGUGCUCUCGCGCCCAAUGAUGACGGUACAGGUCUCUCCAACCCUCCCUUCUCCGCUACAACCGCAACACUUUUACAUAACAUUUUGAAUUAUAUCUACAUUAUUCUGCUCGUCGUACAAUUUAUUAUUGCCCUUGGUAAUCGCCCUCAAGGUUCAAAAAUGAUGUACACAUUUUCUAUGGUAUUCUUUGCUCUUCUCAUGAUUUAUAUGAUGUUUGCUGCAAUCUGGAUCACCGUUGUUGGAGUUCAAACAAUUGUCCAAGGCUCAGAUGGAUCUUUGAUGGAAAUGCUAAAUGAAUCUACCUUUAGAAAUAUUAUCAUCUCACUGUGUUCAACCUACAUCAUGUAUUUUGUGUCCAGUUUUAUGUUUCUCGAUCCUUGGCACAUGUUUUCCAGUUUUAUUCAGUAUAUUCUCUUAUCUCCCAGUUAUACCAACGUUCUCAAUAUUUACGCAUUCUGUAAUACACAUGAUGUUUCUUGGGGUACCAAAGGCGACAAUACGGUUGCUACUGAUUUGGGUGUUGUAAAAGCCAAAAAAGACGGAUCGGGUGAUUUGGCAGUAGAGGUUGAAGUACCUACCGAGGAAAAGGAUAUCAAUGCAGCCUAUAUUGAUGCUCAGGUUGAAUUAACCAAGAAGGUCGAACCAGAGAAAUCACAUCGUGAUGCCAAAACAAAACAAGAGGAUUAUUAUAGAUCUUUCCGUACUAGAUUGGUAUUAUCGUGGAUCGUGUCCAACUUAGUGCUAGUAGUUGCUAUCACAAAUACUUCCGUCAUAACAGUCGGUGAUCGUUCCGCUGCAUAUCUUGGUUUUGUACUUUGGUCUGUUGCUGGCUUGUCUUUAAUCAGAUUCACUGGAUCUACGCUUUAUCUCAUCUUCAGAAUUUUCACCGGAUAAAUAUUUCAUUUAUCAAUAAUUAUUUGUACUUACCGCUCACACCUACCUAAAAAACCCAAAAACAUUUCCUUAUAAAUGUUAAGUCAGUCGAUACCAUUCCUGAUAAUUUAUAAUAAAAAUUUAUACAUUUAUUCAUAAA